AUGUCAGGCAGCCACCACUACGGACCCAACUGUACCAAACAAUGUGUCUCCAGACACUGUCUGGGGAACUCUUCCUGUAACUCAACAGGGGCAUGUGACAAUGGGUGUAAGACAGGAUGGACACUGACUGACUGCACAGCUUGCGAAUCCCAUCUAUAUGGUUCGGAUUGUACAAAGACUUGCGCCUCCAGACACUGUAAGGGGAAAUCUUCCUGUAACUCAACAGGGGGAUGUGACAAUGGGUGUGAGACAGGAUGGACACUGACUGAUUGCACAGUGUACAGUCUGGGUCAUCCUGGAACCGAAUGUAAAGAUGAGUGUGCUGGUAAUCACACAUGUGACCGGAGGUCAGGCAAUUGUCGCUCUGCUUGUUUGGAAGGAAGCACGGAUCACGGGUGUCAAGAGUCUGUCGGAGAUGAGGAAAAACUUAUACCUGCAGUGACAGUGACUGCAAUCGUUGUCGUAGUUGCAGCAGUUGUCGUCGGCGUCUUCAUCAGGAGGAGGAGGAGGAGACAAAGACCAUCACUGCAGGAAUCUGAUUCCCAUCACUACUACAACACAAGUCAUCCGUCGAAAGUUCAAACCAAAACAUCGAGAAACGACGGCGCAAGUGAGCUUGAUACAAUAACACAUGAUUAUCUCAACGUUGAGGUACGUGACAGCCCAUGGUGCGGAGAGACACGCUGCACUCACAACAUCAGCAAGACAGAACUGGACGAUGGUGUUUGUAUGGAAGUCCCAGAAAGAGACAUAUACGAGCCAGCUGAACCACGAAUCUCUUGACAGCACAUCCCGUGCCAUGGCUGGUGAAUAUAGUGAAUUGGGCAAGUUUGAAUAACGCUGGUGUGACAUCACACUUGACGAUAUGGGGCUCAUCCCUGCUAAGUGGAGGUAUAUAUUUGAAACAGGAUUAUAUAUUAUCUCAAAUGAUUAGCAUACAGUGUAUACAAGAUGUAACCCCAAUGUCAUGGUAUAAUGAUAUCCACGUCUACAUCAUGGAUAAAAAACUGAAAAUACGUCAAGUCUACAAGCUACUUCCACACGAGACCAGAGUAACACUGAGCUAUAACACGUCCAAUUCUGGCCACCUUGACUUACAAAUGCAAUUCGCCUGAAUCCAUAAAAUCCCAAGCACAUGUACAUUCAGUUACAUAACAAUUCGUUCGGUCAAGUGAAUGCCUCUCACCUCAAGGGAAGAUUCAUUUUGCCAAGUAUGCUCAUCAAUAUAUAAAAGUGUACAUUACAUUUUCAUACAUGUAUCAUCACCCAUAACAGCGUGCACGUGUCUACAUAUGGCCAUGUUGUAUUUACACUGGGGUUAAGCUCCAAAAUAGACUGUUUCUAAACAUAAUGUAACUGAACGUUUUAAGAUUGGCAUGCGAGGCUAUCUGGAUGACACAAGAUUGGAGAUGAACAUAUACCAGUA
Molecule: messenger RNA, 1426 nt
Organism: Haliotis rubra (blacklip abalone)
Lineage: Eukaryota; Metazoa; Mollusca; Gastropoda; Lepetellida; Haliotidae
Product: multiple epidermal growth factor-like domains protein 10
Exons: 6
Coding region: 1-783 (260 amino acids)
Source: RefSeq, a predicted model, not a curated record